GCUGCACCAACAAUGUCAUCUCUUCCGCUUCUCUCCUUCUGCUUCCUCCUCUUGCUCUGCAAUUCUGUAUUACCUUCAGAGGGGAUAGAGCUCAUACUAGUGAACAACUGCAAGGAAGACGUAUGGCCGGGCAUACUCGGUGGCGCUGGCUACCCAUCACUGGAAAAUGGCGGAUUUCACAUGGCUUCAGGUCAACAAACUUCAGUGAACGUGCCACAAGGCUGGUCGGGAAGGAUCUGGGGCCGGCAGGGUUGCUGCUUCGACUGGAGAGGUCGUGGCGCCUGCGAAACAGGGGAUUGCUCGGGCUUGUUGCAGUGCAAGGGCGUAGGAGGCACACCGCCGGCGACGGUAUUAGAGAUGACAUUUGGCACGGAUAAGUCGCCGCUGCACUACUAUGACGUGAGUCUGGUUGAUGGGUUCAACCUGCCGGUAUCCAUGGCUCCGGUGGGUGGUGGAUGUGGCGUGGCCGGGUGUCAGGCCGACUUGAACUCGUGCUGCCCGUCCACGUUUGCCGUGAAGCGUGGUAGCAGAGUGGUGGGGUGCCAGAGCGCGUGCUUGGCUUUGAAGGCGCCCAAGUAUUGCUGCUCGGGCAGCUACUCCACUCCGCAGAGCUGCAGGCCAACUCUGUUUUCGAAUCUGUUCAAGGCCAUCUGUCCCCACGCCUACAGCUACGCCUUCGAUGAUGCCUCGAGCCUCUUCACCUGCCAGGCGCCGAGGUACCUUAUCACCUUCUGCCCUCAGGCCGGCUAAGAAAAAUUCUAUUGCCGUUGCAGAAGUUUGGGAGCAAGUUCGGUGCUCCUUCUUUUUCUUAGUUUUCUGACUGUUGCGUGGCUAUUGCCAUCAUCAGUUUUUCAUGUUCACU
Molecule: messenger RNA, 862 nt
Organism: Nymphaea colorata (pocket water lily)
Lineage: Eukaryota; Viridiplantae; Streptophyta; Magnoliopsida; Nymphaeales; Nymphaeaceae
Product: thaumatin-like protein
Exons: 2
Coding region: 13-750 (245 amino acids)
Biological process (GO): defense response
Cellular component (GO): extracellular region
Source: RefSeq, a predicted model, not a curated record